AUGAACUCUGACCAGGAUGAUGACAGUUUCUUUCAGGGAUCAGGACAUACAAGUAGCUUGUUCACUGACAACGAAGACCAGGAAGAAGCAGGAGGAGCAGAAGAAGCAGGAGCAGAAGAAGAAGAAGAGGAUGAGUACAAUGAUGAGGAUCAACGUCGUGAUGAACAGAGGGACGAAGAGGAUGAUGCUCAUGGGUCAUCUCGUCGAAGCCGGCGCCCCGAAAUCACUGCUAGUGAUGAGGAGGAUCGUCAUUGGAGACGUCGUCGCCAUCCAGAACAAAGGGAUGAAGAGGAUGAGGCUCAUCAGUCAUCCUAUUGA
Guyanagaster necrorhizus is the source of this 318-nucleotide messenger RNA. RefSeq lists its product as uncharacterized. The coding region runs from base 1 to 318 and encodes 105 amino acids. The transcript has 2 exons. The record is from RefSeq and is a predicted model, not a curated record. NCBI's taxonomy places the organism in Eukaryota, Fungi, Basidiomycota, Agaricomycetes, Agaricales, Physalacriaceae.